Messenger RNA from Chaetomium globosum CBS 148.51, 438 nucleotides. RefSeq lists its product as uncharacterized. The record is from RefSeq and is a predicted model, not a curated record. The transcript has a single exon. Bases 1 to 438 code for a protein of 145 amino acids. Lineage: Eukaryota; Fungi; Ascomycota; Sordariomycetes; Sordariales; Chaetomiaceae.
AUGGACACAUUUCACUUGUUUCCGCUUUUUCCCUUUGAGCUUCGCGCUCUCAUCUGGCGGUCCACCGUCCAGCCCCGUACCGUCGAGGUCCGUGUGGAUGAUCGCGGCUCAGGUCUGGAACGCCGCCUGCACCUCGUCUCGCCAACACCAGUGCCGGCAACAAUCCAGGCCUGCCGCGAAGCCCGGAAUCUCGGACUUUACGAGCGGGCCUUUUCCGAAAUUGAUGCCGACGGCCGCUAUGUCUGGGUCAACUGGGACAUAGACAUCAUCUCCAUCGGGACAAGCUAUUUUUACCACUUCCACCCGUGUGCGCUGCUCAUCAAGCGCCUGCAGUUUGAGCGCGAUAACACGGAAGAUUCCUUUUACCACUGGGAAAUCAACGAUUUGGAUGUUUUUUGUCAAUGUCAAGGAAAUAUAUAUCUUCUGUGUCGAGGAUAG